Nelumbo nucifera (sacred lotus) is the source of this 1536-nucleotide messenger RNA. Its product is annotated as galactinol--sucrose galactosyltransferase-like. NCBI's taxonomy places the organism in Eukaryota, Viridiplantae, Streptophyta, Magnoliopsida, Proteales, Nelumbonaceae. Gene Ontology annotation, molecular function: galactinol-sucrose galactosyltransferase activity. The record is from RefSeq and is a predicted model, not a curated record.
AUGGGUGCCUUUAUCAGGGACUUGAAGGAGACGUUCAAGAGCAUAGAGUACGUAUAUGUGUGGCACGCAUUGUGUGGCUACUGGGGUGGGAUUCGACCCCAUGUCCCCGGGAUGCCUGAAUCCAGGGUCAUAGCCCCUAAGCUCUCUCCUGGAUUGCAGAUGACCAUGGAAGAUCUGGCCGUCGAUAAGAUUGUCAACAACGGCGUGGGGUUGGUCCCACCUGAGAUGGUUCAGCAGAUGUACGAGGGGCUUCACUCGCAUCUGCAGUCCGUCGGAAUUGACGGGGUCAAGGUGGAUGUAAUUCAUCUGCUAGAGAUGUUGUGCGAGGACUACGGCGGUAGGGUGGAGCUAGCCAAGGCUUACUACAAGGCCAUAACGGAGUCGGUGCGGAAACAUUUCAGGGGCAAUGGUGUCAUUGCAAGCAUGGAGCACUGCAACGACUUCAUGUUCCUCGGAACUGAGGCCAUCUCACUUGGCCGCGUCGGGGACGAUUUUUGGUGCAUUGAUCCGUCUGGUGAUCCAAAUGGUACAUUCUGGCUACAAGGGUGCCACAUGGUGCACUGCGCGUACAAUAGCUUAUGGAUGGGGAACUUCAUACACCCUGAUUGGGACAUGUUUCAAUCCACCCACCCCUGCGCAGAAUUCCACGCUGCUUCCAGGGCAAUUUCAGGGGGCCCCAUUUACGUGAGUGACUCCGUCGGACAGCAUGACUUCCGGUUGCUUAAGAGCAUAGUGUUGCCCGACGGCUCGAUUCUCCGGUGCGAUUUCUACGCACUUCCCACUAGGGAUUGCCUCUUUCAAGAUCCAUUGCAUGAUGGGAAGACAAUGCUCAAGAUAUGGAACCUCAACAAGUUCACUGGAGUAUUGGGAGCAUUUAACUGCCAGGGAGGAGGUUGGUGCCGUGGAGCUCGAAGAAACAAGUGUGCCUCCGAGUUUUCGCAUUCCGUCGUGUCGGCUACGACGAGCCCGAACGAUAUUGAAUGGCAAAACGGAAAGAAUCCGGUUUCCACUGAAGGGGUACAAGUAUUUGCUGUUUAUAUGUUCCGGGCGAAGAAGAUGGUGCUCUUGAAGCCGUGGGAACAGAUGGACAUUUCAUUGGAGCCUUUUAAUUUCGAGCUACUUACAGUUUCUCCGGUGAAGUUAUUAUCGAACAAAAUCCAAUUUGCUCCGAUUGGAUUAAUCAACAUGCUUAACACUGGCGGUGCCAUUCGAUCACUGGAGUUAGACAUCAAGACAAACUCGGUUCGAAUUGGAGUGAGGGGAACCGGAGAGAUGAGGUCGUUUGCAUCAGAAAAGCCAAAAGCUUGUCUAAUUGAUGGUGAAGAGGUGCCGUUUACGUAUGAGGAGGAACACAUGGUUGUGGUUCAAGUUUCAUGGCCUACUUCUUCUGAGUUAUCUGUAAUUGACUACCAGUUUUAGAAUUGGGGGUGGAGAUUGAUUGGAUCCACAAAAAUGGAUUGAUGUUUGAUUUUUUUUUUUUUUGAUGGAACUAAAUAUAUGUAAUGUGAAUACUGGUAAAGCGUGCUCUUUUAUUUA